AUGGCUCCUCGCCGCUUUCUCCUCCUCCUCCCAGUCCUCCUCGUCCUCCUCGGCGCCGAUGGCUUCGGCCGUGGCGCCGGGCAGAACACCGACCAGUUCGCCUACAACGGCUUCGCGAGCGCCAACCUCACGCUCGACGGCCUGGCCGCCGUGGCGCCCAACGGCCUGCUGGCGCUCAGCAACGGCACCAGCCAGGCGGCCGGCCACGCGUUCCACCCGACGCCGCUCCGCAUGCGCAACGGCGCCGUGCAGUCCUUCUCCGUCGCCUUCGUCUUCGCCAUCGUCUCCAACUUCACCGUGCUCAGCGACAACGGCAUGGCGUUCGUGGUGGCGCCCAGCACCAGGCUCUCCACCUUCAACGCCGGCCAGUACCUCGGCAUCCUCAACGUCACCGACAACGGCAAGCCCGACAACGGCGUCUUCGCCGUCGAGCUCGACACCAUGCUCAACCCGGAGUUCCAGGACAUGAACAGCAACCACGUCGGCGUCGACCUCAACAGCCUGCGCUCCGUGCAGAACCACUCCGCCGGGUGGUACGACGACGCCACGGGCGUGUUCAACAACCUCAGCCUCAUCAGCCGCCGGCCCAUGCAGGUCUGGGUGGACUACGACGGCGCCACCACCCGGCUCGACGUCGCCAUGGCGCCCCUCGACGUGCCCAGGCCGAGGAAGCCCCUCAUCUCCGCGCCCGUCAACCUCUCGGCGGUCGUCACCGACACGGCGUACGUUGGGUUCUCGGCGGCCACGGGCGUCAUCUUCACGCGCCACUACGUUCUCGGCUGGAGCUUCGCGCUCAACGGACCCGCGCCGCCGCUCGACACCUCGAAGCUCCCCUCGCUGCCGCGGUUCGGCCCCAAGCCGCGGUCCAAGGUGCUGGAGAUCGUGCUCCCGAUCGCCACCGCGGCCUUCGUCCUCGCGCUGGCCAUCGCCUUCUUCAUGUUCGUGCGCACGCGCAUCCGGUACGCGGAGGUGCGCGAGGACUGGGAGGUGGAGUUCGGGCCGCACCGGUUCGCGUACAAGGAGCUGUACAAGGCCACCAAGGGGUUCAAGAACCGGCGGCUGCUGGGCACCGGCGGCUUCGGCAGGGUGUACAAGGGCGUGCUCCCGAGGUCCAACCUGGAGAUCGCGGUGAAGCGGGUGUCGCACGACUCCAAGCAGGGGAUGAAGGAGUUCAUCGCGGAGGUGGUCAGCCUCGGCCACCUCCGGCACCGGAACCUGGUGCAGCUGCUCGGCUACUGCCGCCGGCAGGGGGAGCUCCUGCUGGUGUACGACUGCAUGCCCAACGGCAGCCUCGACAAGUACCUGCACGACAAGACCAGGCCCGUCCUGGACUGGAGCCAGAGGUUCCAGAUCAUCCGGGGCGUCGCGUCGGGGCUGCUGUACCUCCACGAGGACUGGGACAAGAUCGUGAUCCACCGCGACAUCAAGGCCAGCAACGUGCUCCUGGACGCCGACAUGAACGGCCGGCUAGGGGACUUCGGGCUGGCGCGGCUGUACGACCACGGCGUGGACCCGCAGACGACGCACGUGGUGGGCACCAUGGGGUACCUGGCGCCGGAGCUGGUGCGCACGGGCAAGGCGACGCCGGUGACGGACGUGUUCGCGUUCGGCGUGUUCGUGCUGGAGGUGACCUGCGGGCGGCGCCCGCUGGGGUGCAUCGCGGCCGACGACCAGAACGUGCUGCUGGACUGGGUGCAGGAGCACGAGCGGCGGCGCGCGGGGCUGGACACGGUGGACCCGCGGCUGUGCGGCAAGUACGACGCCGACGAGGCGCGGCUGGCGAUCAAGCUGGGGCUGAUGUGCGCGCACCCGCUGCCGGACGCGCGGCCCGGGAUGCGGCAGGUGACGCAGUACCUGGAGGGCGAGGCGACCGUGCCGGAGGUGGUGCCGACGUUCCUCAGCUACACCACGCUGGCGCUGAUGCAGAACGACGGGUUCGACUCCUUCGCCAUGUCCUUCCCGUCCACGGUCACCACGGACGCCAGCCCCACCUCCGGCGACGUCUCGGCCGUCUCCGGCCUCUCGGGCGGACGGUGA
Molecule: messenger RNA, 2037 nt
Organism: Triticum turgidum subsp. durum (durum wheat)
Lineage: Eukaryota; Viridiplantae; Streptophyta; Magnoliopsida; Poales; Poaceae
Source: the annotation of a GenBank genome assembly